AGAGUCCGUCCUCUCCGCUUGCCAGAAACCAUUGGAUCCGGGACCGUGCGUGCGUGCCUGCGUGCGUGUGUGUGCGUAAAGUGUUAGUGUGCGCCGGGGCUGCAGCUGAAACCAUCCGGAGGGUUCUGAUCGAGGUGGGCGGAGACUGAAAGCCUGAGAGGUCCUGCAGCGACGCGCCGAACCAUUCCGGACUCCCGCACCCGUCCGAGAAAGGAAACAUCAUGGCUACUACCACUUGUACGCGUUUUACAGAUGAAUACCAGCUGUACGAGGAGCUUGGCAAGGGGGCCUUUUCAGUGGUGCGCCGCUGUGUCAAACUCUGCACAGGCCAAGAGUACGCCGCCAAAAUCAUCAACACCAAAAAGCUCUCGGCCAGAGAUCAUCAGAAACUGGAGCGAGAAGCCCGGAUCUGCAGAUUGCUCAAACACUCCAACAUCGUUCGUCUCCAUGACAGUAUCUCAGAGGAGGGCUUCCACUAUCUCCUCUUUGACCUGGUGACAGGAGGGGAACUGUUCGAGGACAUUGUGGCCAGAGAGUACUACAGUGAAGCAGACGCCAGUCAUUGCAUCCAGCAGAUCCUGGAGGCCGUGCUCCACUGCCAUCAGAUGGGGGUGGUACACAGAGACCUCAAGCCGGAGAAUCUGCUGCUGGCCAGCAAGUGUAAGAACGCAGCCGUGAAGCUCGCCGACUUCGGACUCGCUAUCGAGGUUCAGGGAGACCAGCAGGCAUGGUUUGGUUUUGCGGGGACUCCGGGCUACUUGUCCCCGGAGGUCCUGAGAAAGGAGGCGUACGGGAAACCCGUGGACAUCUGGGCCUGCGGUGUGAUCCUUUACAUCCUCCUGGUUGGCUACCCUCCGUUCUGGGACGAGGACCAGCACAAACUCUACCAGCAGAUCAAAGCCGGGGCGUACGACUUUCCGUCCCCGGAGUGGGACACGGUGACUCCAGAGGCCAAAAACCUCAUCAACCAGAUGCUGACGAUCAACCCAGCUAAGAGAAUCACGGCCCAGGAAGCUCUGAAGCACCCCUGGGUCUGCCAACGCUCCACGGUGGCCUCCAUGAUGCACCGACAGGAGACCGUCGAGUGCCUGAAGAAGUUCAACGCCAGGAGGAAACUUAAG
Labrus bergylta (ballan wrasse) is the source of this 1121-nucleotide messenger RNA. NCBI's taxonomy places the organism in Eukaryota, Metazoa, Chordata, Actinopteri, Labriformes, Labridae. The record is from RefSeq and is a predicted model, not a curated record.